This is a messenger RNA of Cantharellus anzutake, 1797 nucleotides long. RefSeq names its product P-loop containing nucleoside triphosphate hydrolase protein. The transcript is spliced from 8 exons. Gene Ontology annotation, biological process: regulatory ncRNA-mediated post-transcriptional gene silencing. Lineage: Eukaryota; Fungi; Basidiomycota; Agaricomycetes; Cantharellales; Hydnaceae. Gene Ontology annotation, cellular component: cytosol; P granule. The record is from RefSeq and is a predicted model, not a curated record. The annotation marks the transcript as partial.
GAUGUGGCACGACCAGUGGGCUAAUAUUGAUGUCAACUCUUCCUCCGCGCGAAGGGCCUCGACAUCAAUGAUACAUAGUCCCUCAUCAGUUGAACACUCUUUUGAAGACCCUGUGCAAUACCAGCGAUUCCUGGACGCUCUCCUCUACAAAGAGAAAGAUAUCACCCGACCGAGCGGAUCCCAGUUGGAAAAAUACAGGCGUGUGCAUGAUGCAAUUAGAAUAGCGAAACAUGAUCUUCGCCUUGUACUGCCCUCCCUGCUUCAUUCAAACAAGGGGUACUUUGAAUCAAUCCCUAUGCAACCUCGUGGAAACUGGCUAGGGGCGUCUCAGUACCUUGCUGUUUCUUCAAUUUCUCGGCACCCUCCAGCGGUUCCGCCACUAAUCAUCUCAAGCCCACCUGGGACGGGGGAAACUACCGUGCUCAUAACUGCUGUAUUAGAGCUACUGCAAUUGGCUCAACUACGCAUUCUCAUCUGCACGCACGAUCAACUCUAUGCUGAUGAUCUCUGUGGCCUGUUUUUCCAGGCCGGGUGCAACGUGCUGAACUACGAUGAGGAUCCCCGAUGCUCAGCUAUGGAUCGCUGGCAGAUCCAACCAUAUCCCCUCGUUGUCACAACGUGCCUUACUUCGUUCUUACUUCACGGAGUAGGAUUGCCUGAUGGACACUUCACCCAUGUUUUCCUUCCAACGGCUCAAGAAAUUGGCGAGCCAGAAGCUAUGAUACCCCUAAAAUGUCUCACAGGGGCUGAUACUCGUGUUGUUUUACUUGGAGACCCUUUUUACGGGCGAUCCAAGUCAAGCAUCGGCAAGAACGUUGGGAUCGAUCAGUCCUACUUUCAGAGGCUUUUGAGCCUAUCUCUAUAUUCUCAGGAACCCGCAUCCUCUCUCUACUUUGUGCAUCUGACAGAAAAUUAUACCCUCAAUCCAAAGAUACUCAAUAUUGUGAACAUGGUCCUCUAUUCCGGCCGUUUGGCCGCAUGCGGCAACCCGCAAACACUCUGUCAGUUUGACAAUUGGAGUGGCCUCAACUCGCGAGGUUUCCCUAUUGUUGCACAUCACACGACUGGCGUAUGCGAAAGCGUGUAUGAGGCUGAUUUUUCCGUCUCAUUCAUCAAUCAAGAUGAGGCGACACGUUCGGUUCAACAAGUGAUGUCAUUGCUGGAUGAAGGCUUCGAUCCCACAACUAUUGGGAUUAUCUCGACCUGCUCGGCUCAGUGCCAGGUUAUCAAAAAACUCAUGGAGUCUCAAAUAAGCGCUGGCCGUCGGACUCUAAGUACGGUUAAGAUUGGCACAUGGGAGACGUACGGCCAUGAGUUACGGGACGUGAUCAUUGUGUCCACCGUCGUCCGGGAGUAUAUACCAGAUUUAACCAAAAAAUUUAACGACUUGUGUGCGUUCAAUGUGAUCAUGACGCGUGCCCGAUCACUUCUCAUCGUUUUUGGAGAUCGUGAUGCUUUGCGGUGGUUAGCGGGGUGGCGGGAGUUUCUUUCAUAUAUCGGGUUGGUCAAGUCUUUGUAACAACGUACUAUGUGGUAUCUCGUGGGUUUCAAGGGCACUGCUUCUGCAUCGUUGUCAGUGCGGAUAGAUCGCCACUUGUCCUGAAGGGCUGUUAUUGAAACAUUCUCACCGACGGGUUAAAACGGGGAAUUUCCUUCAAUUAUCAAUUUAUCAUGAAUGAGGAUCAUGAUUUGUAAAGGAGUGCACCUCGUACCGAGUACACACCACUCGGUCAGGUGGAUACAUAAGACAGUAGGCAAUGUAAUAGGGAAGCAGCAUUAAUAUUGUUAUGCAGAUGG